Pyrenophora tritici-repentis Pt-1C-BFP is the source of this 1050-nucleotide messenger RNA. Its product is annotated as Dioxygenase related to 2-nitropropane dioxygenase. Gene Ontology annotation, molecular function: nitronate monooxygenase activity. NCBI's taxonomy places the organism in Eukaryota, Fungi, Ascomycota, Dothideomycetes, Pleosporales, Pleosporaceae. The record is from RefSeq and is a predicted model, not a curated record.
AUGUCACCUCCGUCAUUGCAAACGCCGCUCUCGAAGCUGCUGGGCAUCCAGUACCCAAUUAUUCUCGCCGGAAUGGCGCGCACAUCCGGCGGGCCGCUUGCAGCAGCACUAUCGAAUGCCGGCGGCCUCGGUGUCAUUGGCGGUCUGGGCUACACUCCCGAACAGCUCCAAUCCAUCAUUGACGACCUCAAAUCCAACCUUCGCGACAAGAACCUCCCUUUUGGUGUUGACCUGGCUCUCCCACAGGUCGGUGGUAGCGCACGCAAGACGAACCAUGACUAUACACACGGCCAUCUUGACGAACUCAUCGAAGUCACAAUCAAGAAUGGCGCAAAGCUGUUUGUCAGCGCCGUGGGAGUGCCGCCAGCGAGGACUAUCAAGAGGCUUCACGAGGCCGGCAUCUUGAUCAUGAACAUGGUAGGACACCCCAAGCAUGCGAAGAAGGCGCUGGACGCGGGUGUGGAUAUCGUAUGCGCACAGGGCGGAGAGGGCGGUGGACACACGGGCGACAUCGCAAACAGCAUCCUCAUACCGGCCGUCGUCGACGUGGCGCGCAAAUACAAGAGUCCUCUGACGGGCGAGCCAGCUAUGGUAGUGGCAGCAGGAGGCAUCUACAAUGGUCGCAGUCUAGCGAGCAGCUUGAUGCAAGGCGCACAGGGUGUAUGGGUGGGCACACGCUUCGUAGCCUCGACCGAAGCUGGUUGUUCACAGAUGCACAAGGAGAACGUUGUCACGGCCGACUUCACAGACACAGGGCGUACUUUGGUCAUCAGUGGUCGUCCUUUACGCGUUCGAUACAACGACUAUAUCAAGGACUGGCACGAGAGGGAGGAUGAAAUCAAGAAGUUGACCGACGCGGGCAUCGUGCCGCUGGCAAAGGACAUGGACGAUGGCAAGGACGUGGACAUACCGUUCCUGAUGGGCCAGGUUGCGGGCGUGAUAGGGGACAUUAAGCCCGCAAAGGAGAUUGUAGACGACAUGGUGCAGGAGGCGGUUGAGAUGCUGAGGCUGGGCCAGACGUUCAUCGCGGGUCCCAGUAGCAAGCUGUAA